Pseudomassariella vexata is the source of this 1911-nucleotide messenger RNA. RefSeq names its product major facilitator superfamily transporter. NCBI's taxonomy places the organism in Eukaryota, Fungi, Ascomycota, Sordariomycetes, Amphisphaeriales, Pseudomassariaceae. The record is from RefSeq and is a predicted model, not a curated record. Gene Ontology annotation, molecular function: transmembrane transporter activity. The transcript is spliced from 5 exons. Gene Ontology annotation, biological process: transmembrane transport. The coding region runs from base 1 to 1785 and encodes 594 amino acids.
AUGUUGUACACAGCCUACGAAUCAAAUACUGACAUCCUGUCACUUCGCCGGCCCCACGGUACAGUUGUAUCGUGGCUGCAGGAGCUUGAAUCCGACGACAAGAGUUGGCUGCGCGGGUCAAUAUCACGACCUUCCUUGAUGUUGGGUGGUACAGGGAUGACCACCCCUUCGUCUGGGAAGACUUUAAAGGAGGCCAAGGAGCACGAUCAUCUUCACGAUGUGCCCGUGGAUGGAUAUCCCAGCGGAAUAGCGCUCGCCGCUCUCAUUUCAGCGCUUGUGUUGGCUAUUUUCAUGUUGGCGUUGGAAAUGACAGUGGUAGCGGCUGCCAUCCCCAAAAUCACGGAUGAGUUCCAGGGUUUAGAGCUUGUCUCGUGGUAUGGCUCAGCCUUCUUCUCAUGCGUAGCAGUUUUCAAGGGCGUAUGGGGUAAGUCGCUUCGGUACUUCCAGCUCAAGCCGACGUUCUUGUUUGGAGUGUCCAUAUUUUUAGUCGGGUGUCUCAUCUGCGCUGUGGCACCCAACCCGCAAACCCUCAUCGCCGGCCGCGCUCUAUCCGGAGUAGGCGGCGCAUGCAUAGGAACCGGCGUCUUUACUAUGAUCGGCCUCGCUGCUCCUCCCCGCGAACGAGCUAAAUACACCGGCCUCAUCGGCGCCACCUACGGCUUAGCCAGCGUAGUGGGUCCCCUCAUUGGGGGCGCCUUCGCUGAGAAUGUCUCAUGGCGUUGGGUCUUCUGGAUCAACCUGCCCCUGGGCGGACUCGUCAUGACUGUUAUCUGCUUCGUCGAGAUCCCCGGGACCGCGGCGCCGCUUCCCGCCGGGUGGAAGGAGAUCGUACUGGGUUUGGACUUGGUAGGGGCAAUGGUGCUGAUGGCGUCCGUGACGCUCUUCCAAUUGGUCAUGGAGUGGGCCGGAUUGUCUAUGAGCUGGGACUCAUCGACGGUCAUUGGGCUGCUGAUCACCUGUGGAGUGUUGUUGCUAAUUUUUGGAGCGCUGGAGUGGGCGCAAGGCGAACAGGCGAUGGUUGUUCCCCGAUUGAUAUCGCAGCGCGAUAUUUUUAUCCAAUCUCUGGUGACUUUUUUCUUUUCGGGGGUGUUUUACUCACUUGUAUACUACCUACCCAUGUAUUUUCAGUCGGUUUCAGGUGUUGGUGCCGUUGAGUCGGGGUUGAGGACAUUACCACUGAUUUUGUCGCUCACGGUGACUACAAUUCUCAGCGGGGGUUUCGUAGCCAAGACGGGCUUUGCGCUCCAAACCCUACUACUUGGUACCGCUAUCACAACUGUUGGAUGUGGUUUGAUGACCACGUUGGAUGAAACCAGCAGUGCCGGGGCUUGGAUUGGAUACCAAGUCCUGGCUGGCACUGGCGCAGGGUUGGCUUUCCAGAUGCCGACUGUUAUAUCGACAGCUGCGACCAAGCCCGAAGACCUGGCUGUCGUUAACAGCAUCGUGCUUAUGUUCCAAACAGGCGGUGGCUCUCUCUUUAUCAUUGCCUCGCAAUCGGCUUUUGUCAACACGAUCAUCAAAACCGUGGCUUGGUCUGCUCCCGGCCUUCCCCCAGGACAGGUCAUUACGACAGGCGCCACCCAGAUUCGCCAAGUUUUCACUUCCGAUCAAGUGUCAGGGGUCGUCGGUGCAUAUACGGCGGGAUUGAAGACAGUGUUUCUUCUCGCCACAGUAGGGUCGGCAUGUGCAACACUCUUGAGCCUGCUAACCAGAUGGCAACGAGUGAGUGAUGGCGAGGCGGCUGCGGAUAGAGAAUGUUGCGACAGUGGUGAGGAUCUCAAUUAAUCGUCGGUGGUACUACGGCAUCAACAACAAGACAUAUUUAUUAUAUCGAUGCUAUCAUCGACGCUAUCAAAACAGGAAGAUUCUCACCAAGCGCUGAAGAUUCGGAAUUUUUGAUUUGUAUGAUAC